GCAGUUGGGUGGGUGUACAUAGAAUUCCCAUUUUCCGUUUAAUUAAUUUAAACAAAAAUUUAAACAAAAACCAACUGCAAACAGAGGAGAACGGGAAUUACAGUGCAAAUCCAUGGAACCAAAGGAAGCCUGAGAAGUCUUGUUCUGCUGAUUUUCUGCUUAUUUAUAAACUGAAGCAAACAUGGCUUUGGUUGAUGUCACCAAAUCUUGCCUCGAUUCCAUUAGCCAGAUAUCGGAGCACAUUGAAGGUUCUGUUCUUUACUUAGAUGCUGGGUCUACACAGAGUUUCCAAUUCAUGGGAGCAUUUCCUUUGUUACUGAACCAUGGAGUCCGUGCUGUUUGUAGUUUGGAAAACAUGUGUUCUCUUGAUACGGUGGUUGAUUGGAAUGCAAAUUCUGAUCCUGGAAGGAAAGUCGUGGUGAUCACAUCUCGUCUACUAAGUGAUGCACAUCGAUAUAUUUUACGUUGUCUGAGCACACAUCAAGCUGUCCGUUGUUGUACUGUAUUCACGUCUAUUUCAGAGGUAGCUCAUUCAGCAUAUGCUGAUUCACCUCUGGGGACAGAUGCAUUUCAUGAAUAUGAAUCCUUGCUUGUCCAAGAUUAUGAGGAGCUUGUCAGGAAGGGUAAGGAAAAUUCUAGACAGACAGAAGGUAGCAAUUUAAAGGAUGAGAUAAAGUUGGAAGAUGAAGGAUGGUCACGACUUGCGUCCAGUGAAGAGGACCUAUCUCGGCCCGAAGCUAGUUCAAGAGCAAGAGAUUUCAUUGAAGAGAAUCUGAUAGCUGAUACAGAAGAUGUAGGGAAAAAACUGAUUGUUUCUGUGCAUCACUUCCCCAUGAUUUUGUGUCCUUUUUCACCAAGAGUCUUUGUUUUACCUUCAGAGGGAUCAGUUGGUGAAGCAUACUUAUCAGUUGAACAUGAAGAUGCUCUUAGCCCUGGAUUGCCUCCCUUAAGUACUGGAUUGCCUUCUGAUGGUGAUGAUAUUCCUCCUGGGGCAAUUCUUACAGCAAAUUUUCUUUACCAUCUUGCUGCAAAGAUGGACUUGAAAAUGGAAAUAUUUUCACUUGGUGAUCUCUCAAAAACUGUGGGGAAAGUUAUGACAGACAUGUCAAGUCUUUAUGAUGUAGGUCGCCGUAAACGAUCAGCAGGGCUAUUACUCGUUGACCGUACACUUGAUCUUCUUACUCCAUGCUGUCAUGGAGAUUCACUUGUUGAUUGUAUGUUUUCAUCCUUGCCCCGUAGGGAAAAAGCAACAUCCUUUACCCACCUAAAAAGCUCACAGACCCAACUCAAGCAUAGCCCUUCUAACCUGGAACGGGCUUCUCUUGAUGUUCAGAUACCGCUUGCCAAAAUUCUAAGGGAAGAAGAUUACAAUACAGAUCACUUUCGCCUUUUAGAAAACAUUGAAGCUUUUCUAUGUGGGUUGGAUUCUGGAAACUCUGCUUCUCAAGUUUUAGAUUUGAUUAAUCUAAAGAACAAAAUUCAUAAUGAGAAGCCCCUUCAGUUCGAAAAUGAGGUUUUUAGUGGGUCUUUUGUUUCAACUGAAAAUUUUCGGGGAACACCAUACUUGGAGGCUAUACUAGAUAGGAGAACAAAAGAUGGGACCAUUCUUGUGAAGAAGUGGCUUCAAGAAGCUCUUCGCCGCGAAAAAAUAACUGUGAAUGUGAAAUCACGUCCUGGAUUUGCUACAAAAUCAGAGUUGCAACCCAUGGUCAAAGCACUGGCUAAAACCCAGUCAUCUUUACUAAGAAACAAAGGAAUUAUUCAAUUAGCAGCAGCUGCACUGGUUGCCGUUGACGAAUGUAAUUCGGCCAGAUGGGAAGCAUUUAUCAGUGCAGAGAAACUUUUAAAUGUUGUAAGUGCUGGAGAAACAAGCCAGAGUCUUGCUGCUCAAAUUGGUGAUCUUAUCCAUAAGAGUGCUUUGGUGGGAUUGCAUGGACAGAAGAAUGGAAAAUUGGAGGCGUCACAAGGGUUGCUUUCUUUUCAGGAUGCUUUGCUCCUUAUGAUUUCUGGAUAUAUAUUGGCUGGUGAGAAUUUCCCAACAUCUGGUUCUGAGGGCCCUUUCUCUUGGCAAGAGGAGCAAUUGUUGAAGGAUUCUAUUGUUGAAGCAAUUUUGGAAAACCCAUCAAUAGCAAAACUGAAGUUUCUUCAUGGUCUAAUGGAUGAGAUUGAGACCAACUUUAGAAAUAUUAAAUCAGAGGAAAGUAAAGAAACGUCUUCAGAUCAAAUAGACAUUGAUGAUUUUGAUGACGAUGAGUGGGGUAAAUGGGGUGAUGAAGAUGUUGACAAUAAAGAUGACAGUAAAGAGCAAGUGUAUGGUGACAUGCAACUGAAGUUGGAGCUGCGUGACAGGGUCGAUAGCCUGUUCAAAUUCCUUCACAAGCUAUCCAGUUUGAAGAGUCGGAACAUACCAUUGAAGGAUGGGGCAUUCUCUGCUGAAAAUAAUUUCAGUGGAGAUCCAUAUGCAAGUAGAGGACUACUUUAUAAGCUUCUAACAAGGAUUUUGAGCAAGAAUGACGUACCUGGUUUGGAGUAUCACUCUUCUACUGUUGGGCAGCUUUUUAAAAGUGGGUUCAGAAGAUUUGGCCUUGGGCAGGCAAAACCAAGUUUAGCUGACCAAGAUAUCAUCCUGGUUUUUGUUAUUGGAGGAAUCAAUGGUGUCGAGGUUCGUGAAGCUCAAGAGGCAUUAUCUGAAAGCGGAAGACCGGAUAUCGAAUUGAUUCUUGGUGGAACAACUCUCCUAACUCCUGACGACAUGCUUGACUUAUUGCUGGGGAAGUCUAGCUAUUUCUGAUUGUUUAGUCUGAAGAACGAUUGGGAGAGUAAAAUAUGUGAAUCUGAAAGAUUGUUGGGUUAAUAUUUCAUCAGCAAUAUAUA
Prunus dulcis (almond) is the source of this 2874-nucleotide messenger RNA. RefSeq names its product sec1 family domain-containing protein MIP3. Gene Ontology annotation, biological process: intracellular protein transport; vesicle-mediated transport. Lineage: Eukaryota; Viridiplantae; Streptophyta; Magnoliopsida; Rosales; Rosaceae. The transcript is spliced from 7 exons. The record is from RefSeq and is a predicted model, not a curated record. The coding region runs from base 182 to 2791 and encodes 869 amino acids.